This is a messenger RNA of Malus domestica (apple), 9874 nucleotides long. RefSeq lists its product as uncharacterized. The record is from RefSeq and is a predicted model, not a curated record. Lineage: Eukaryota; Viridiplantae; Streptophyta; Magnoliopsida; Rosales; Rosaceae.
UACAGAUAUCUAAUUAUCAAACUUUCAACUUUAAAUCCCACACGACGGAUUCAACUUAAAGCUGCAAACCUUUAAGCUGGCUUUUGAAGUUCUGAUCAGAACAAAGUUUCUUCAUGCGACUCAGAAUCCAGAAGAAUACCGAUGGCAGCGGAAGCUGAUGUUCCGGAAUCCAUAUCCGUCACUACACAAGCGGGAGACGGAUAUGUGUCGACGGGGAAGUUUGACAUAACUGUCGACCAAUGUUCCCCAUUACAGUUGAAAAAAUCCGAAGGCCAGGAGGAUCAACAUCCUGAACCCGUGAAAUGCUUUGUAGAGGGUGACAUUGCGUACGUUGAAAGUAAGAACGGAAUCUCAGAGUGCGGAAAUCCCUUGGAACCACUCUCAGAUCCAAAGGUUGGCAAACAAGAGACCUGCGUAGCGGAGAGUUUCCAAGUUGAUGAAUCAAACCAAGCAGAAACAGGGAUUGCAGAUAGGGAAAAUGGAGAAAAAGGAAGUGAAGAAAAGGAAGCCGUGGAGGCAACGGAGAAAAAGUCUGAACAACUUGAGAGUAAUGGCAUUGUAAAUGCUGAAGCAGUGGAAACAUCGAGAAGUAAGAUAAACCUUGAUGAACAUGUUCAAGUAAUCUCGGAUCACCAGGAUUCCGGGGAUGAAAUUCCAACGGAGAAGUCCUUUGCCAUGGUUUAUGAGGAAAAGGGUCCCGAAGUAACCUCGGAAGCUAAAGAAAGCACUGAGGACAAGCUUGAAAGUGCAUCCGUGUUAGAUGACCACGAAGAAAGAGCUGGACUUGGAAAGGAAAUCCAAGAGAAGAACAUCCUAGAUACUCCAUUAGCCACACAAACAGAAGAUAUCAUUGAGGAGAGUCCAAAAGAAGUUAAGAACCAAUAUGAAACCGUUGAGGAAACUCCCGAAGCAAGUGGCACUGCAAGUGAAGCAGUUAAGGAGGAUGAAAAUGCAGAAUGCCAGGUUGAAAUUCCGUGCGUGAAACACGAGGAAGAUACACUGAAAAAAGGUGAGGCACUGGAUACAGGAGAGGAUUCAGUGGCGAAGGAGGAAGAUAGCGAAGGAUUUUCUGCUGUAGAGCACAUCAAAACAAAUUCAACAGAUCGCGAAGAAGAAGGCGAGACUAACUUAAAGGAUUUUCUGCUUGCUAGAUCAAAUUUAAAUUCUGUGGAGGACGAAGCAGCAACUUCAAGAGAAAGUUCAGAAACAAUCAUCACUGCUGAAGAUGAGAGACAAGUUGUAAACGUAGAACAAAACCGUGAGGAAGAGGGGAAGGCAGAGAAAGCAAUUACUAGUUCUGACACCAUUGAAGAUGAAACUCCUGAUGAACAGAAUCUCCCGGCGGCAAGUAUCUUGAUGCGAACUGUUACAGAGUCUGAGAGUGCUGAAGUAAGUGAGAGCACCAUAUCGGAGCCAAAUGAAAAUGUUGAAAGAUCCGAAGAAGUUCUUAAUGUUUCAACCGUGAAAUGUGAUGAAGAUGAUCAGGGAGAUCGUACCAACCCAACUAAGGAUGACAAAGAUGUAGAAACAUUUACCGCCAAAGCGGCUGAAGAUGAUGACUAUACUAGUCCAGUCACGAUUACAGAAACGAGGGCGACAGUAACACCAAAUGAUGAAGAAAGUUCACCACAGACCUUGCAGGAAUGUGAUUCAGGAGAGGAGCUUCAACAUUUGCGGGAUGUGAUGCCUGAGGAAACUAAGACAGAAACACCCUGGGAAAAUGCAGAAGAAAUUACCUGCACGAAAGAGGAAACAACAACUCAGAACACGCAAGAAUCCUUGGACGAAGAAAAGAAAGAAGCGACUGAAAACACAAACAAUUUAGACGAUGACAAUGCAAGGGACAAGGUGCUUGAGACUGCCGGUACAGAACAAGAAACUGGAGAACACGUGGUUAGGGAAAUUCAUACGCUCGCAGAACCACCUCAAGAUUUCGUUGAUAAAGAAACAAAUGAAGAAACCUCCACGGAAUAUCAGGCCAUUCCGGAACUCUCUGCUCCGUUCGUAGUAGAAGAAACAGCUAAGGAAAUCCCAAAGGACGAAGAAACCGAUGUCUUGAUUCUAAAAGAAGAGAAAAAGGAAGAAGAUGCAGAAUGUAACGAGCCCGCUGAGGUAAAGAGUAUGACACGUGAAGCACUACCUGAAACCACAGAGGACAUAACAGAGCCAAACAAGGACCUCAAUGCUCCAAUUUCAGAAGAAAUCAACAACACAUUUGUUGAAAAUAUUUCCUCUCUCGCUGAGGUAUCUGAGACGGAGACUGAGAAAAAUAUUCAGGAGAAAGAUGGCCUCGCGGUUAGCAAUUUUGACUCCGUGUCAGGUGAAGUGAAUCAUGUAACAGGUUUGAAGGAAGGUGAAACAGAAAAUGAGGAACAGAAAGAAAACAUUGAUACUGCUCCGGAAGAGAAGGCUCAAGCAACCAUCUUAAAAGAUGAAACGGCCUCGGAAGUUGAAGAUAUUGGUGUACAAGCAGAGGAAAAUUGUGAAUCAAAAGAGAAGUUGGAGGAGCAUAUUCCAACAGCAGCAGAUGAGGGUGAAACAUUAUCGAAGGAAGCCGAGGCAGAAAAGGAGGAGCAGAUAAAAUAUAGUGAUAUUGCUGCUGAAGAGAAGGGAGCAAACAUCUUAACAGAUGAGACACCCUUGGAAGAUACCGACGUGCAAGCAGAGAAAAAUGUCAAACCAAUAGAGAACUUGGAGGAGCAAAUCCCAAUACAAGCAGAUGAAGGAGAAACAUUCCUGAAGGAAGCCGAAGCAGAAAGCAAGGAUGUGAUAAAAUAUACUGAUGGUUCUCAUGAAGAUGUUGGUGGACAAGGGAAGGAAGUUGUCAAUUCUGAGGAGAACUUGGACAAGCAGAUUCCAACAGGCGACUGUGAAACAAGCUUGAAAGAAGCCAAAGCAGAAAAGGAGGAGCAGGGCAAAAGUACGGAUAUUGUUCCGGAAGAGAAGGGUCCGGAAACCAUCUUAACAGAUGCAACAUCCUUGGACGUCGAAGAUGUUGAGGUAAAAGCAAAGGACUAUGCUGAAUCAAAAGAGAACGUGGAGGAGCAGAUUCCAAUAGCAGCAGAUGAAGAAAAACUUACUUAUAUUUCUCUUGAAGAUAUUGAUGUACAAGCAGAGGAAAAUUUCAUUACACAAAUGAAUUUGGAGUACCCGAUUCUAACAACCUCAGAUGAACUAGAAACAGGCUCGGAAGAAACCAAAGAAGAAAUUAAGGCGCAGGUGAAAAGUAUUGAUAUUGUUCCUGAAGAGAAGGGUCUAGAAACCAUCUCAACAGCUGAGAUACCCUUGGUCGUUGAAGAUAUAGGUGUAAAAUCAGAGGAAAGUUUCAAAUCAAAAGAGAAUGUGGAGGAGCAGAUUCCAACAGCAGCAGAUGAAGGUGAAAAAUUCUUGAAGGAAGCCGAAGCAGAAAACAAGGAGCAGAUCGACGAGGAAAAUUUAAAUUCACAAGAAUCCUCAGACAAAGAAAAGGAAGAAGUGACUGAAAUUACACACACAAAAGAAGAUGACACUGUGCUUGAGACUACCAGUACGGAGCAAGAAACUGGAGAACAUGUGGUGUACGAAAUUCAUACUGUCGCAAAACCCCCUCAAGAUUCCAUUGAUAAAGAAACAAAUGAAGAGAACUCCGCGGAACAUCAGGCAUGUACUGAUGCGGCUGAUUUGAGUACAACUGCAGAGGAAAAGAACUUAGAGGAACAUGCCAUUCAGGAACUCUCUUCUCCGCUGGUAGUAGAAGAAGCAACUAAUGAAAUCCCGAAGGAAGAAGAAACCUACACCACGCUUACCACGCUUCUAGAAGAAGAGGAAAAGGAAGGGCAUGCAACAUGUAAUGAGGCCACUGAGGAAUAUGCGGCUGGGAUUGAGAAAAACAUUCAGGAGAAAGAUGGCACCACACCUAGCAAUUCUGAAUCUGUGUCCGGAGAACUGAGUCAUGUAACAAUUUUGAAGGAAUCUGAAACAAAGAUCGAAAUGCAGGACAAAGACAUGGAUACUGUUCCUGAAGAGAGGGGUCGAGCAACUAUCUUAGCAAAUGAAACGACCUUGGAAGUUGAAGAUAUUGAUGUACAAUUAAAGAAGAAUUUUGAGUCAAAAGAGAACUUGGAGGAACAAUUUCCUAUAGCUGCAGAUGAAGGUGAAAUAUUCUUGAAAGAAGCCGAAGCAGAAAACAAGGAGCAGAUAAAAAAUGCUGAUAUUGCUCAUGAAGAUGUUGAUGUACAAGCGGAGAAAACUGUCAAUUCAGAAGAGGACAUAGAUAAGCAGAUUCCACCAAUAGCAGAUGAAGGCGAAACAAGCUUGAAAGAAGCUGAAGCAGAAAUUAAGGAGCAGGUCGCAUAUGCUGAUAUUGUUCCUGAAGAUAAGGGUCUAGCAGCCAUCUUAACAGAUGAGACACCCUUGGAAGCAGAAGAUACUGGUGUGCAAGCGGAGGAAAGUUUCGAAUCAAAAGAGAAGUUCAAGGAGAAAAAUCCAAUCCCAACUGAUGAAGAUGAAACAUUCUUGAAGGAAGCCGAAGUAGAAAACAAGGAGCAGAUAAAAUAUAGUGAUAUUGCUCCUGAAGACAAGGGUCUAGCAACCAUCUUAACAGGAGAGGCAAAUUCCGACACAAAAGAGUUCUCAGACGAGCAGAUUCCAACAGCAGUGGAUGAAGGUGAAAGGAAGAUAGCACAUGGAAAUGUAGUUUUGAAUGACACACCUGGAGUGCAAAUUCUUGAAGAAGCAGAACCGGAAGUGGGAGUCGAAGAGGAGAGUUGCAAGUCAGAAGAUCAACCUGAAAAGACUAACACGAUAGUUGAAGAGGCCUUUGAUGAGCCAAAGAUCACAGGCCGAGAUUUCAACAAAGAAGAAAUCGUAGAAGGUAAUGUAGCAUGUUUUGCACAAGAAUCAAUUGAAGAGGAUACAGUUAACAAAUAUCAAGAAAACGAAAAUGAGAAGAAAAAAUUAAAGGAAGAGGGAAGCUGUAUAGAGAGCUUAAAAGAAGGCAAUGGUGAGUACAUUCGAGAAGAUGAAAGUGAAACGUUCAAAGAUGACGAAAAGGAUGCAGUGAAGUCCGGAGGAGAGAUUCUUAAAGAGCCACAAACUGGAGUAGAUGAGAGCAUCACAUGUGAGACAACUACAAUUGCUGAAAGGUCUGAAGAAAUUGUUAGUACUUCACCGGUGAAAUAUGAAGAAGACGAGCAGGGAGAAAGUAGCAGUCCGGCUUCAAAGGAGGAGGGUAGCAAUGAGGACACGUUUUCUAUCAAGGUGGCUGAAGAGGGCAAUGGCGAUAAUGGUGCAGUCACAGUCACAGAAACAAGUGCAAACGUAAAUGGUAAAGAAGGUUUACCACAGGCCGUGCAGGAAUAUGAACCAGUAGAGGGCCAUGAAAAAUUGCUGGAUGAGAUGCCUGAAGAAAGUAAGACAGAAUCAUCGAGCAAAAAGGCCGAAGUAGUUACCUGCACAAAAGAGGAAGAGACAACACCCAUGAAUGAUACAAAAGAAAAUGAAACUGAAGUAGAGGAGGUGUUUGAGAUAGCAAGUAUGGAACAAGAAACAGGAGAACAUGCAACACGGGAAAUUCAUACAGUUGAGGACAACUCUCAAGAGUUCCAUGAUAAAGAAACGACUGUAGAAAAUUUGAACGAACAUCAGGUGUCAUCUGAAGCAGCAGAUUCGAGCACAGAUUUUGUUGGAAAUAACUCAGAUGAACAGGCCAGUAGAGAACUCUCUUCUUCGCUGGUAGGAGACGAUACAAGUAACGAAAGCUCAAAGCAAGAAGAAAACUAUAUUUCGAGUCUGAAAGAAGAGGAAAAUGAAGUGAAUGUGGAAUGUAAAGAGCCGGUUGAGGGAGCAAAUACGACACACGAAACAAAAUUUGAAACGUUAGAGGACAGUAUAGAGCCAAAGGAGGACCUGUAUGCUCAUAUUUCAGAGGAAGAAACCCACACAGAAGAAAGCAGUAAAGUAGUUAAUUCGCUGCAGUCUGAGGUUUCUGAGAAAGAUGUCUGUACAGAUUUGGAGGGAGCUGAAGCAGAAACCAAAGAGCAGGUCAAGGAUAUUGAAAUUGAUCAUGAAGAGAAGGGUCUAACAACCAUCUUAACAGAUGGAGCCGCCUUGGAAAAUGUUAACUCAGAAGUGUUUCCAGAGAACCAGAUUCCAAGAGUAGCAGAUGGAGGCGAAUGCAACACUGAGCUGGCGGGAGAUAAGGCUGCAGAGGAAAGCCUUCAAGUGCGACGCCUUGAGGAAGCAGAACCAAAAUUGAGGGUUGAAGAUGAGAGUCGUGAAUCAGAAGACCAUCCCAAGAAUAAGAACAUGAUAGUUGAAGAGCCUCAACUGCUAGAGCAGGUCCUGGAUGAGCCAAAUAGCGCUGACGGAGAUUUCAGUGAAGGACAAACCACAGAAGGCAAUGCCGCAAUUUGUGCACCAGAAAUAAUUCAAGAAGAAACUGCUAAGAACUCUCAAGACAGUGACAAAGAGACAGAAAAUUUACAGAAAGAGGGCAGUGGUAUCGAGAGCGUAAAAGCAUACAAUACUACUGACUUGUCACGAGAGUUUACUCCGGAAGAUGGAAGCAAAAAGUUCGAUGAUAACAAACAGGAUACAGUGAAGUUCGAAGGAGAGAUACUUAAAGAGCCAGAGAUUGAUGGAGUAGGUGAGAGCACCACAUAUGAAACAAAUCAGAUCGUUGAAACAUCUGAAGAAAUUUUGGAUGCUUCACCAGUGAAGUAUGAAGAAGGUCAACCGGGAGAAGGUAGCAGUCAAGAUUCAGCAAAAGCUUCAAAGGAGGAGGAUGUUAGUGAAGUCGAUGACAGAAAUGGUGCAGUCACAGUUACUGAGUCAAGUCCAGUGGUAACAUCAAAAGAAGAAGAAGAUUCAGCAGAGGCUUCAGAGAAAUAUGAACCGGAAGAAGAGAAGGUACCGGUCAAAAUUAGUGAUGUAGCAGAUGCGAAAGAGGUUUGCAACUUGGAAGAUAAAGCUUCUUUUGCUGAAAAGACAACAGAAGAGACAAGCUUGCAGAAGGAAGGGCAUGCAGAGGUUUCUGAAUUGUCUCCAGAAAAGCUAGAUGUUGAUGCUACUGAAGAAGAAUUCAAAGAAGCUUCUGAAAUAGUUCCUGAAUGUGAUUCUCGGAGCAUUGAUGUAGUUUCGAAAGAUGAGAUCAUUACUAGUCAGACACUCGACAAAGGGAUAUUACAAAAGCAAGUUGAAAUACCAUCUUGUACAUUGCUUACCGAGGAAAAGGAGAUCGAAGCUUCUCAACAUGAGCAUGGAACUCCAACCAAAGACAAGAACAUACAAGAAGAGCCCGAAAAGGAAGUGCCAGCUGAUGGAAACGUGGGAGAUUUAUUUGCUGUGAGGUCAGAAGACAAGACACCGUUGCAAAAGGAAGAGUCCGAAGAGCUCAAAGCUUCUGAGUUGGCUCUGGAAAAGCUGGAUGCAGGUGAUACAGAAAAAGAAUUCAAAGAAACUUUUAAGACAAUCUCUAUACCCGAUUCUCAAAGCACUGAUCCAGUUUCGAAAGAUGAAAUUGUUGCUGAUCAAACACACUUUGAGGAAUCUUAUGCUUUGAUUCCCAAGGAAGAGGAGCUCAGAACUUAUCAAGACGAUCGUGAAACUAAAACCCAAGACAAAAGUAUAGAGGAGGAGUAUGCCAAGGAAGCAGAAGUGCCAGCUGAUGAAAAUGGCAGAGAUUUAGUUGCUGCAACGUUGGCAGAAGAGACACUGUUGCAAAAGGAAGAGCCCAGGGAGCUCAAAGUUUCUGAAUUGGCUCCAAAAAAUCUGGAUGCUGGUGAAACGGAAGAAACCAAAGAACCUUUUGAAAAGGUGUCCAAAUCUGAUUCUCAAAGCGCUGAAGUUGUUUCGGGAGAUGAGACGACGGAGAUGAAAAUUUCUCAAUGUGUGCAUGAAGCUACAACCCAAGACAAGAAUAAAGAAGAUGAGAGCACAGAGAAAAAUGAAGUUCCAGAUGGAAACACUAGCGGUAUAUUUUUUGCUGCAACUUCUGAAGAAGAGACACGUUUGCAAAUGGAAGAGCCUAGAGAGUUUAAAGCUUGUGGGUUGGCUCCGGAAAAGCUAGAUGCUGGUGAAACUGAAGAAGAAAUCAAAGAAACUUUGGAAACGAUCUCUAAAUCUGAUUCUCAAAGCAUUGAUACAGUUUCCAAAGAUAAUAUUGUUGCUGAUCAAACUCUUGUUGAGGCAUCUUACACUUCACUUCCCGAGGAAAAGGAGUACAAGGCAGGUGAAAGUGAAGUGCCAGCUGCUGAAAAUGGGGGAGAUUUAAUUUCUGCAAGGUCAGUCGAAGAGACAAUCUUGAAAAAGGAAGAGCCCGGGGAGCUCAAAGUGUCUGAAUUGGCUCCGGAAGAGCUGAAUGCUGGCGAAACUGAAGAAGAAAUCAAGAAAACUCCUGAAACAGUAUCUGAACCUGAUUCUCCAAGCACUGACGUGGUUUCGAGAGAUGAGGCCAUUUCUGAUCAGACACUCCAUGAAGGAAUAUCAACAGAGAAACUUCAAAUACCAUCUUCUAUAAUGCUUCCUGAAGAAAAGGAGAUCAAAGCUUCUGAAGAGCAUAGAACUACUUUCUGUGACAAGAAUAUAGAAGAAAACGCAAGCAAUUUGCAAAUGCAAGUUGAUGAGAACGUAAAAGCUACAAGCUUGUUAAAGGAAGAGCCGAGGCAACUCAAAGCUUCUGAUUUUGAGCUUCAACUUAAAGCAGAGGUACCAGGGAAAAGUUCAAAUGAAGAGAUCAAGGAGGAUGAGAAACUUCCAGAAGAGUCGGAGCCAUAUUAUGUCAGAGAAGAGAGCCAUGAUGAAAACAAAGCAAAAGCUGAAAAACAAGGAGAGCAGAUUGAUGAAACAUCUACGAUCAAAACAAAUGAACAUCAGAACGAGUUGUCUGAGGUAGAUGAAAAGGGAAUUGCUAGUUACAAGUAUGAAAGACAGCUUACAUUUGAAGGCCUUAGUAUCAAGGAGAAUGACCCACGCUUUAUCGAGGAUAAGACAACACAUGACGGCUUUCCAGAAGAAGAGAAGAGAGUUGAGGAGGCAGAUUUUGAAUUUGGUCUUAAAAAUCAGGGAGAUGAAAUAAACUCUAAGAGCAGCAUAGCAUCAACCCAAAGGGAAAAGGAUUCAAGCACUGAGGUCAGCUGUAAGGCUCCUAUUGUUGAAACUUCACAAGGGAUUGAAUCAAAUGAAAGUGGAAAAGUAAUAUCGAUUGAAUCAGGGACAGUUUCGUUACCUAACCUUGUGCCUGAAUCAACAAAAGAAACAGCAACAGCUUGCAAAGAACUGAAAACAGAGGAAGACGAAGAAGAAGAGCACGAAAAUUCUGAACAAGUGAAAACGGAUGAAGAGAAAGGAGAAAACGAACACAAAAACCUAGAGGCAGGAUAUGAGUCCCCCAUCAUGGUAGAAGCCUCAAGAGAUGCUGAUGUCAAUGUGAAGGUUGUUUCACAUAAGAAAUCUAAUAACAUUCUUUCGGGUAUCAAGCAUUCGAUGUCCAAGGUGAAGAAAGCCAUCAUUGGUAAGUCUUCUCAUCCAAAGACGCAUUCAGAAAAAUGAAUGAAAAAAAAAUGCAAGAAUCCGGAUAGGUUCCAGCAGUUGAAGAAUUGGGUGCUUUAACGAAUUUUGUGGGUGUGCUUCCAAGUUCCGAUUGUUAUCGAUAAUAUUGAAGAGAUUUGAGUGUGAUGUGUGUGAUUGUGCAGCUUGAGUUAAUAUUCGUUGAUGUGUGAAGAGUGAGCUAAAUGAUUGCAGGACUGUAAAUUUGUAAUUUGUGUACAGUAAAGGUCAAUUGUAUAUGUUUCUCACUUCGAUUUUUUGAGUGAAAAGUGAGAUUUUUGAAUAUUUAGUCACAAUUUUCAUGUACCAAUCCUAAAUUUGAGUGUGAUGGCUCUGUUUCGAGUGGCAA